UUUCUCUUUUUAUUUUAGAAUAAGCACGUAUGGCGAAACUCGCGAGAGAGCCGUUUUUUGUGUUAUCGGCUGGUGAAACUCAAGUGAUGCAUGUUUCAUUCGCAGAGACGUCGUGCGAGUUGACAUCCGCGUAUAGUACAGGCUACUGGAGUGUCUGGGAUUUGAACGUGAUGCGAGAGCGACAGCGUGUAAUGGUGAGCGACGAUCCUUGCAUGUACUCACGCAAGCUAGCCGACAAUGAACUCGUUGCUUACUCGCGCCGUCAUGGCUUGACUGUGUGGGACGACCGAGGUUGUAGAAUUAUGGAAAUUCCAUCCUCGCAUUCGGGUUUCUGUCGACCCUCGGUGUUGAAAAAUCUCGCGUUCCUUCCGGCCUCAGAUUCGAGCGUCAAGUGUUACGACCUGAAAGCGCGAAGAACUUCAUGGAUUAAAGAUUGUCAGGACUUCGUGGCUAACAAACUCGGACUCAUCAUGUGUGUGGAGGCCUUCGCUUUGCCGGAUGAGUCAUGUAUGGUUUUUUGUGGAUUUGAGAGUGGAACCGUUAUUCUCCUUCGCGGAAGGAACAGUGAAGUUACUUUUGGAGGCUCAGUGAAUGUUUCUCAGGAAUCCAAUCCGUGUUUUUCUCUUGAUUAUGAUCCCGAACUUCGCCUGGGCGUGGCAGGUAGUUCAGACGCCGUCAUCAGAGCGUUCGAUACGUCUGAAGACUGUGAAAUUUUACCCGAGUGUGUGAAAAAAGUGAAACUUAAGUGUGCUGGUGUGAACUGUAUGAAACUCCGUUUUGUUGAACCGAAAAUGCUGGCGGUUAGUUGUUGGGAUUUCGGAGUGAGGAUUUUCGAUUGGAAAGCAGAAGGGAAGCUCCAUCCGGUGGCUUAUUGUCCGUUUCAUUCAGCGUCAAUUGAAUCGUUGGCAUUCUCUGGAACCCCGUUACUCAAACGCAAGAAGUUGUUCAUGGCUGCGGGUUCCAUGGAUGGAAAGAUUACUUUUUGGGAUAUAUGA
Molecule: messenger RNA, 995 nt
Organism: Notodromas monacha
Lineage: Eukaryota; Metazoa; Arthropoda; Ostracoda; Podocopida; Cyprididae
Source: the annotation of a GenBank genome assembly